ACAAGUAUAUAUUUCGGCAAAUACCACGUACUUUUAAAUUAAAUAAAAUGAGCUCCGAACGUCCUUUGUACAUAAUGUUAGCAGUUUUUUCGAAGAAAGUUCUGGAUUAGGAUGCAACGAUGUGUUCUUCUGCAUGUGAUUUGCAAAUGUUACUUAUCUCUAGUGGUUUAGUGUUGACGAGCUAACUUAUUAGCUAGCCUGCAUUAUACAAUUGCAAUUGUGGCUAGCCAAUGCUAACGUUAGAUACGCAAUAUUUGAUUGCUUACGAUCACAUUUGUUAAGGAAUUUUAAAGAAAAGGAUAAACACGUUUGAACAAUCAAGCAUGGACCAAAUAACGAAGGAAUAUGGUAUCAAGUUUCCGAGUCUCGGAGCUGCAGGUGUUAUUGGGCUUUGCCGGACAUAACAAGAGUGGCCGCAAGCAUGAACUACUACUGAGAGCCCUGCAUUUGUUAAAGAGUGGAUGCAGUCCAGUAGUGCAGAUCAAAAUCAAAGAACUGUAUCAACGCCGUUAUCCCAGGACAUUAGAAAGCCUUCCUGACUUUUCCUCGCUUAAGUCUUCCUUUAUUUCCCUUGAAAACGAGUCUUCACUGGUGGACGUGGACCUUUCCCUUAGAGCUGCGCACGCCCACGGUUCAAACCUGGAGUCCCAGCACACUCUGACCUACAGUUCUGUCCUAUUGCACGAGACCAAGCACAGCAUCGACAUGCAGCAGUCUGCGCCUGCCAUCCCUCCUGUUCACCCCGAUGUGCAGUUGAAGUCUCUUCCUUUUUAUGAUGUCCUGGAUGUUCUCAUCAGGCCUUCAAGUCUGGGUGCCAGCAGCAUCCAGCGCUUCCAGGAGAAAUACUUCAUUUUUGCACUGACACCACAACAAGUACGGGAAGUCUGCAUUUCCAGGGACUUUCUCCCAGGUGGUAGAAGAGACUACAUGGUUCAGAUACAAUUGAGAUUUUGCCUUGCGGAGACCAGUUGCCCACAAGAAGACAAUUACCCAAACAGCCUGUGCAUUAAAGUGAAUGGCAAGCUUUUCCCUCUUCCGGGUUAUGCACCGCCUCCUAAGAAUGGAGUAGAACAGAAGAGACCGGGGAGACCUCUGAAUAUUACUUCUUUAGUUAGAUUAUCCUCGGCUGUACCCAAUCAGAUUUCAGUUACAUGGGCACCUGAAGUUGGAAAGACGUACUCUGUGUCCGUGUUCCUGGUCAGACAGCUCACAUCUUCAUUGUUACUGCAGCGGUUAAAAAUGAAGGGCAUCCGGAAUCCUGACCAUUCGAGAGCGCUAAUCAAAGAAAAACUGACUGCGGAUCCGGACAGCGAGAUUGCAACGACUAGUUUGAGAGUAUCUCUCAUGUGCCCACUGGGGAAGAUGCGGCUGACCGUGCCCUGUCGAGCGGUUACGUGUUCGCACUUGCAGUGUUUCGACGCAGCUCUCUACCUUCAGAUGAAUGAGAAGAAGCCCACCUGGAUUUGUCCCGUCUGCGACAAGAAAGCUGCCUACCAGAGUCUGAUCAUUGAUGGGCUUUUCAUGGAGAUUUUGAAUGACAGUUCAGACGUGGAUGAAAUCAAGUUCCAGGAAAAUGGAACUUGGUGUCCAAUGAGGCCAAAGAAGGAAUCGCUAGAAGUGUCAUCCCAGCUUUGCACAAAAUUAGAAAGCCCUGCCAUUGUGCAGCCCUGCAUGGUGGUGCCCCCCAGCGAACCCCGCGGCACGAAAAAAGCAGAUGUCAUCGACCUCACGCUCUCGAGCUCUGAGGAGGAAGAGGAGGAGGAAGUGGAGGAUGCUCCGCUAAAGAAGCGGUGUCUCUACAUGUCGAAGGCAGAGGAGGCGCACACAAAGGGAGUUCUGGCCUAUCAGCCGUCGACAUUGCGAAUGCCCAACAUCCAAGCUUUGGAGACAUCGUACUUGGCUUCUUCACUUGCAGACUAUGCAGUUCCAUUCCAUCACUCUGCUUUGUCCACUAUUUCUGCGGACAUGCCAGGUCUAGAUUUGUUCUCACUGAUUCAAGGAGAUGCUCAGCAUUACCGCACGCCGAUGUUCCUGGACAGCAUGCCCAGCGGCCUGCCCAUCCCCACCUCCAGCUCUGGCCUGCUGUCCUCCUCCAGCCUGUAUGAGAGCAGUGCUCACGGCAGCGGCUCAAGCCACACAGAGACGGGCGUCAUCACCGGAGCGGCCAGCAUCUCCGACAUCAUCUCCCUGGACUGAGCCAAGACUCGGAAUCUCCCGUUCCACCACUCGGUGUCAAAUACUGCCAUUUGUAAUGGACUGUCCCUUUUUUUAAUUUUUAUUUUCCUUUUUUAAUAUUUGAAGUUGGCAAAAUGUGAUUGUUUAACUGUAAUUUAGAAUAUUACGUAUUGCCUCUUUUGGAUCGAUGAACUUUCAAGACUUUUUUUUGUUUGAAGGAAGAGUGAUUGAUGCGUUGAACAUGAAUGAUCGUUUUGGUUUGCCGGCUGAAUCACAGGAAAAGCAAAAGCAAUACAAAGGGUACUCAACUUUGGAGGCAGCUCAACUUUGGAAUAAUUAAUACCAUGUUAAUGGUAAUGUUGUAAAACUUCUGGCUGCUGUUCCAUCUGACUGGAUAGCAAUAAAAUGUUUUCUGUAUAAAACAAUGCAUACGUUGGUUGAAAGUUUUAUCAGUAAAUGAAAAGUCCAUUCUGUUUGAUGUGAUCUGGGGGAAAAAACUACCUCAUUUCUUUGUAGAGCAGGAACCUAACUGAUUGGCUAAAUGUUUGCUUUGGGGUUUUAAUUUUUUUUGUGUGUUUUUGUCAAGACUCAAGCCAAAAAAGAACUACCCAUACCAACUUUACUCCACAGCCUGUCUGCUGCUGGCCUGGACAGAAGCAACCCUGGAACUGAGUUACACUAAUGGGUGCUUUCAUUACUGCAGAGCUGUUUUCAAGCAGCGAUAAAAGGGAAGAUUUGCCGAUAAUUUGUUGUUCAAACUAUCAAACGAUUUCAAUUUAUAUUACCUUGUUUCUCGGUCUACGGUGGUUUUAAAUUUAGUGUGACAUUUCAGAGCCAGGUAACAACAGUGGCAAAGCAACCAAGAUUUGUUGCCGAAGUCCUAUUGGUUUCCAGCAUGUCCUGACUCGGUACUGUGAAAUCAGUGGUAAUGUUGUAUUCGUUUUGUCACCCAGGUGUAAAGUUUUACACAGUUUGAAAACAACUGCUUCUGUAAUAAGAUGGUUUUAUUUACUUAUUUUUGUGUCUUUUUAACCUUUUUUAAAGGACAUCAUUUCUCAUCUGAGCUGCUCCUGAUGGAAUUGAUGCCAUGUUCUGUAACAUGUUUGGCACACAUUCUUGUUUAUGUCGAGUACUUGGACCUUUUAAACAUUUUAAGGGGUAUGUUUUAAGUUUGGUUAUGAAUGUGUGUUACCCAAAUUACUCUUCCUCAAAAUGUAAAAUAUGAAGUUUGUUGUCCUAUGCUUUGAAUACAUAUGGUGAAAAAGCAGAUUGGGGAGUAACCAGCUUGCACUGUACAGAACCCAACACUGUUAUGUAAAACUCAGGAAAUAAUAACCUACCUGCCUAGAUGAAUCACCAGCUGCUUUGCUACAUCCAAUUCAUAAAAUGUAAUUGCUGUUUAUGGUCAUGAAAUUCCAAAUUUGUGUUAAUUAACCUGGAAAUAAACUGCUCUGGAAAAUU
Anguilla anguilla (European eel) is the source of this 3636-nucleotide messenger RNA. RefSeq names its product E3 SUMO-protein ligase PIAS2-like. The transcript is spliced from 15 exons. Bases 346 to 2196 code for a protein of 616 amino acids. Lineage: Eukaryota; Metazoa; Chordata; Actinopteri; Anguilliformes; Anguillidae. Gene Ontology annotation, molecular function: transcription coregulator activity; SUMO ligase activity; zinc ion binding. The record is from RefSeq and is a predicted model, not a curated record. Gene Ontology annotation, biological process: protein sumoylation; regulation of transcription by RNA polymerase II.